AGAUCUCCCCUCCUCCGCAGCAGUUCCCCUGGCAAGCAUGCCCGCCAGCCUGUCUUUAUUACCCGGCCCGAGCCUCGGGCCUUUCCUGAUAGGCACCGUGGUAUCAGCUAUCUUCUUCGGUGUCCUCUGUCUGCAGUGCUAUAUCUUCCUCAAGCAGUCGGGUGAAAAGCGCAGAAUUCCGCUAGGACGGUCACUCAUCUCAUUAAUAUGGUUCUUAAACGCCCUAAACCUAUUCUCUUCGAUAUGGACCUGCUACCUAUUGAUGGUGACAAAUUUUGGUAAUGUGGAGGGACUGAUAGGCGCGAUACCAUGGAGUGUUACGUCUUUCAUCAUGUGCACUGCAUUGAGCGACUGCGUUGUACAAGGGUACUUCGUCUGGCAUAUCUGGACUCGCUCCGGAAACCGCCAAAUUCUUACUGCCACCCUAGGUUCAUGCGUAAUUAUCACUUGUUGUUUUUUAAUUGCCCUGGGGAGCAAAAUUACUGCUCUCGAGUCAUCGCUCAAUUCCAUGGACUGGUUAUUCUACCUUUCCAUGGGCUUCGACACCAUCACAAACCUGGGCAUCACCACAGUGUUGUCGUUCUACCUGAGUCGGAAGAGGAGAUCGCCUUUGUACCGCUGGGACCAUAUGAUCACCACGCCCGUGAUCUUUAUGUUCCAAACUGGCGUUCUCUGCCUGAUAGAAGUAUUUCUCGUCAUUCUCCUGAGAAGACUUCGCCCGAACGACUUCAUCUAUUGGGGAAUCUGCAUUCCGUAUAGUACUCUGUACGCAACCGUUCUUCUGAGCCUCCUUAAUGGUGGCGUUAUCACAGAAGACGGCCGUAGGAGUAUGAAAUCGGGAUUCGUCUUGCGCCGCUUGAGUAGAUCCGUAGAUCCCAGUGCUGAGCACGACAUCCAUGCCGACAUGCAGCGCGCCAUAGACAUCGGUGCAGACUCGCAGGUCACGACCGAGCUUCCGCUUGCAGUACAUGUUGAGAAAAUUGUGGAGAAGGAGAAGCGCAUGACAGCACUAUGAUAUAUCUGAGACAGUCAAUGGUCGUAUUCUUCAGUGCCGGUGUAGUAUAUAUGUCUCAUACUGCAUGCAUCUGUAUCACAAGUCCGUUGUUAGCUCGGCCCCAAUUCUGAGUCUCGAUGAUAU
Phanerochaete carnosa HHB-10118-sp is the source of this 1138-nucleotide messenger RNA. RefSeq lists its product as uncharacterized. The transcript has 22 exons. Lineage: Eukaryota; Fungi; Basidiomycota; Agaricomycetes; Polyporales; Phanerochaetaceae. The record is from RefSeq and is a predicted model, not a curated record. The coding region runs from base 38 to 1015 and encodes 325 amino acids.